Messenger RNA from Enhydra lutris kenyoni (northern sea otter), 1156 nucleotides. Its product is annotated as transmembrane protein 220. The coding region runs from base 13 to 516 and encodes 167 amino acids. The transcript has 6 exons. NCBI's taxonomy places the organism in Eukaryota, Metazoa, Chordata, Mammalia, Carnivora, Mustelidae. The record is from RefSeq and is a predicted model, not a curated record.
CUGGCGGAGCCCAUGGCGCCUACGACUGGCCGCUGGGUCCCGGUCCUGUGGCGGGCCUGCAACUGGCUCAUGGCCGUGUUCUUUGCGCUGGCGGCCUUGGUGCAGGUCAAUGAUCCCGAUGCAGAACUGUGGAUGGUGGUGUACAUGAUACCCGCGCUGCUGAGCCUGCUUGUGGGACUUAAUCCUCUUGUCACGGGCAAUUUUAUUUGGAAGAGUGUCUCCACAAUACACAUAUUCUUUUGUAUCGCGUGGGCUGUCGGCUUGGCGGGCUACCUCUGGCUUCACUCCCAACAGAGCAUCUUGCAUGAGGAAGAAGGCAGGGAGCUGUUUGGUCUGCUGAUUAUCACAGUAUGGAUGGGCCUGUGUCACAGUUCAUCAAAGAAUCCGGUUGGUGGAAGAAUUCAGUUAGCUACUGCCAUGGUAAUCGCUCUCCUCCCAUUCAUCUCUUGGAUCUACAUCUACAUAAACAAGGAGAUGAGGUCCUCCUGGCCAGUUCACUGCAAGACAGUAAUUUAAAUGAAGUCAAGAAUUCUCCUCUUCAAAUGAGUAUUGUUAAUCAAUUGUUUAUAGACAUGGUUGUAAAGGACCAAUUUCCUAGGAGUUUAUUUCAGGUAAUUUGAGUGAAUAUUAGAAGGGAUUAAAAAAAAUUCCCAAGAACUUUUCAAGGAUGCCUGCGACACAGCACGGGGAUUGCAUGGGACUGGGAAGAGACGGGGUCUGACAUUCAGUCAUGUCAGUAUAGCAGAAAAGGCAGAACAAAGUUUCAGAAAUAAAAAUUCUAACUCAGCUUAUCACUAUCUAAAUGACCUGGGCAAAUAUGGGAACCUCCUGGUGGAUGUCUUUGUCUGUAAGACAGGAUUAAUGCCAGAUCUCCUACUCACUUGUGCAGUUGCAAGGAUUAAACUGGAGAAUAUGAGAGCACUCCCAAAAUACCAAGUGCUUAUAAGGGGCAACCACUGAUUAAAACAGAGCAAAGUGGGGUUUAGGUGAUAGGAUAGACACAGAGGUUCAAGAAAGGGCUAUACCCCUGCACUGAACUCACUAUAUGGGACCAGCGCCAUGCCACAAACUAAAUGAGGAUGUGAAAUGAACGAGCGUGUCUUAGAAAGAAAGGAGGGGGUAGGUAGAAUAAAGGAAUUUGGGACCAAAAGGAAAG